This is a messenger RNA of Cryptococcus deneoformans JEC21, 916 nucleotides long. RefSeq lists its product as hypothetical. NCBI's taxonomy places the organism in Eukaryota, Fungi, Basidiomycota, Tremellomycetes, Tremellales, Cryptococcaceae. Gene Ontology annotation, molecular function: peptidyl-prolyl cis-trans isomerase activity. The coding region runs from base 215 to 805 and encodes 196 amino acids. Gene Ontology annotation, biological process: protein peptidyl-prolyl isomerization. The transcript has 4 exons. The record is from RefSeq and is a predicted model, not a curated record.
CGUAACAUGAAAGGAUAGUAAAAUGGUAGCGUACUCUGGAUAAGAUAACAAAGGGUGUAAAAGGGCCGAAUCAAGAUCAAAGGGUUUUUUUUUCAACCGGCGCCUUUUAUUCAAUAUAAUUGAAGGAUAUGGUAUAUAUAAGGCAAUUCUUGCGUUUCCAAGCGUCUAGAAUUGCGACAAUCGCAGCAGCUAAAACGUAAACGACCAAAACAUCAUGCCCGAAGGUAAGAAGGACGACGGACAAGGCAAGAAGGACGACAAUCCGAUCAAGAAAGACGAGAAACCUCUUCCUAAUGUCUAUCUCAAAAUAUCUAUCAAUGGGAAAGAAGUGGGCAAAGUGGUGAUCAAAUUGUAUGACGAUGUGGUACCCAAGACGUGUGCCAAUUUUAGGUCUCUGUGUACUGGCAACAAACCAGACCAAACCCCACUCCCACCCUCAUUCACCUACCGCUCCACCCCCUUCCACCGUAUCAUCCCCAGCUUUAUGAUCCAGUCUGGCGAUUUCGAACGACAGGACGGUACGGGCGGGGUGAGUAUCUAUGGCGAGAAAUUCCCGGAUGAGAAUUUUGAGAAAAAGCAUGAUAAAGUCGGGUUGGUGAGUAUGGCGAAUUGUGGUGCCCAUUCGAAUGGGAGCCAGUUUUUUAUCACGACGGUCGAGAAGUGUGAGUGGUUAGACGGGAAACACGUAGUGUUCGGGGAAGUGGUAGAAGGCAUGGAUGUCGUGAAAGAGGUGGAAUCAAAGGGGAACAAGGAAGGCAAACCUCCCAAGGACAAGAUUAUCAUCUCUGCCUGCGGAGCCGUCUGAGGUCGCCAUAUUCCUGCCUUUCAUCCCGUCAUCUUUGUGUAUCAGUAACAAAGAUUAUACAGCGUUCCAUAUACAUGAUGCAUGAUGAGCUAUAGGCCAUGUACGGUACGG